GGACUCCGGGCAGAGGCACAUCGGGCUGGACUCUGGGCAGAGGCACAUUGGGCAGGACUCCGGGCACAGCGGGCACACCGGGCAGGGGCACACUGGGCAGAGGCACAUCGGGCAGAGGCACACCGGGCAGAGGCACACUGGGCAGAGGCACUCUGGGCAGAGGCACAUCGGGCUGGACUUCGGGCAGAGGCACAUCGGGCUGGACUCCGGGCAGAGGCACAUCGGGCUGGACUCCGGGCAGAGGCACAUCGGGCUGGACUCCGGGCAGAGGCACAUCGGGCUGGACUCCGAGCAGAGGCACAUCGGGCUGGACUCCGAGCAGAGGCACAUCGGGCUGGACUCCGGGCAGAGGCACAUCGGGCGGAGCAGCAGGCACCGGGCCACCAAGCGGAGCGGCAGGCACCGGGCCACCAGGCGGAGCAGCAGGCACCGGGCACCAGGCGGGGCGACAGGCACCGGGCCCCCAGGCGGGGCGACAGGCACCGGGCCCUCAGGCGGGGCGACAGGCACCGGGCCCCCAGGCGGGGCGGCAGGCACCAACGGGCACCGCGUCAUCUGGCAAGGCAGUGGGCACCGGGUCACCAGGCA
This is a messenger RNA of Staurois parvus, 588 nucleotides long. The record is from the annotation of a GenBank genome assembly. NCBI's taxonomy places the organism in Eukaryota, Metazoa, Chordata, Amphibia, Anura, Ranidae.